Molecule: messenger RNA, 2234 nt
Organism: Polypterus senegalus (gray bichir)
Lineage: Eukaryota; Metazoa; Chordata; Cladistia; Polypteriformes; Polypteridae
Gene: angptl3
Product: angiopoietin-like 3
Exons: 7
Coding region: 58-1464 (468 amino acids)
Biological process (GO): phospholipid homeostasis; triglyceride homeostasis; cholesterol homeostasis
Source: RefSeq, a predicted model, not a curated record
GGCUCUCACUCCUGAAGACAGCCUCUGGGUCUCAAACUACAGAAAAGAUUUUCAAACAUGAAGUCUUCUUUUAUCUUGCUAUUUAUACUAUUUCCUUGUAUAUGUACUAACAGAAUGGAUAAAGCUGAAGACUUUUCUUUUACUCAUGCACCAGAUGAAACAAAAUCUAGAUUUGCAAUGCUUGAUGAUGUCCGAAUCCUCGCCAAUGGCCUUCUUCAGUUGGGCCACGGACUAAAAGAUUUUGUACACAAAACUAAAGGCCAGAUUAAUGACAUAUUCCAGAGACUCAGCAUUUUCGACAAAUCUUUCUAUGAGCUUUCCUUACAGACCAACCAAAUCAAAGUAGAAGAAGAGGAGCUCAAGAAAACCACUACAAUCCUAAAGAUAAAAAAUGAAGAAGUCCGGAACAUGUCCCUCGAAAUUAAUUCCAAAAUUAAUGAAAUCUUAGAUGAUCGAACAAGUCUGGAAAGCAAAGUUGGAGGGCUGGAACAGAAGCUGAAUGGGCUUACACACAAUCUACCUUUGCCAAAUGAAUUGAAAGAAAUUUCAACUCUUAAGGCAAUCAUUGAAGGUCAGGAGAAAAAUAUAAGAGAUCUUGUCAAGGUUGUUCAUGAACAACAUACUCAGCUAGACCAGCAAAAAACCCAAAUUAAAGACCUGGAGGAAAAGCUCAGCUACCCCACUUUACAGGACAACAUCGACAACUCAGUUUCUGUGGUGAAUACGGAACCAGACGUCAUUCCAUACCUAAUGAUGAACACCACUGAUAACAAGACCUCAGACAAAAAUGAUUCCCCUACAGACUGCAAUGCAGUCUACCUCAGUGGUCAAACUACUUCAGGAAUUUACGCUAUCAAGCCAAAUCAAUCAGAACCAUUUCACGUUUACUGUGAGAUGACAGAAGAGGGCGGCUGGACAGUCAUCCAGCACCGGAUGGAUGGGUCAGUGGACUUUGACCAGAACUGGGAUAAAUACGAACAAGGCUUUGGAAAGCUUGAAAGUGAAUUCUGGCUAGGCCUUGAAAAAACCCAUGCCAUUUCUAGACAAGGAGAGUAUAUACUACACAUUGACAUUGAAGACUGGAAAAAUGAAAAGUAUUUUGUAGAAUAUACUUUCAGACUGAGUGGCAAGGAGUCAGACUACACCAUCCAUCUACAUCAGGUUGCAGGGGACCUGCCUAUUUCAACAAACGACCAAACGGGAAUGAAGUUCUCCACCAAAGACAGAGACAACGACAAGAAAGAUGAUUUCAGUUGUGCACAAAAUUAUUCUGGUGGGUGGUGGUUCAAUGCUUGUGGUGAUUCGAACCUGAAUGGAAAAUUCAUCCGGGUACGUCCAAAGGGUCGCCUUGAAAGACGCAGAGUGGUUAACUGGAAACUCUCAAAAGGAAAUUCUUUAUACUUAAAGUCAACUAAAAUCAAGAUCCGUCCUUCUGAUACUGGAACACUUGAUCGCCAGUCUUAAGUGAUUUAUGAUUCUCACAGUCAAAAGGUGGAAAAUUAGGAAUCCAAAUUGUGGGUAGAAGCUUAUUAUUCACAUUAUGAAGUGAUUCUAAAACUUUACCUGUGGAAACAUAGCCAGGUUUUCAAAUGUGAAACUGCUGACAACUUGGCAUUGUAGCCCAUUUUGUGGAAAGGAAACCAGAAAAGCAUAAUUUUCUUAUUUGCAUACUUACUGUAAUAGGACCAAAUACUACGCAAGAUGAAAAUCCCAAAAACUUACUCUGCAGAGGAUAUAAAGCUAAACUGUUGCUAAAUUAACACAAUAACUUUACCUAAUUAUUUCUAAAAAUACUUUAGAAAGAGACCAGAGGUACCAUGCUGAAUACACAUGUUUUAGCAACUAAUUCUGCCCUAUCUGUCAACAACAUUUAUAGUUACCUAAAGCAUAUAUUAUGUAAUAUGCAUACUACUUGGUAUUUUUGGCUCCUGCUGCAGAAAUGUCAGAACCAAUCUAAUGCUCUCCUAGAAGGAAACCAUACUUUCAUUCCACUACAAAUUAGGGUCAAAUCCAGAAACAUUUAGCCUCAUGCUGUCCAAAAACUAAAUGAAUGUAGAUUUAUUAACAUUUUGACAUAAUCAUAGAAUGGGGGAUGUAAAUGAUCAUUUAUCAGUAUGACUGGGCCCUCAACAAAAUGUGUGUGUACGUAUAUAGAUGUGUAUAUAUACAUACACACAUACAUACAUACAUACAUAUAUACACAUACACAUACAUCUAUAUAUAUAUAUAUAUAC